Molecule: messenger RNA, 321 nt
Organism: Gilbertella persicaria
Lineage: Eukaryota; Fungi; Mucoromycota; Mucoromycetes; Mucorales; Choanephoraceae
Product: 60s acidic ribosomal protein-domain-containing protein
Exons: 3
Coding region: 1-321 (106 amino acids)
Biological process (GO): cytoplasmic translation; translational elongation
Cellular component (GO): cytosolic large ribosomal subunit; ribosome
Molecular function (GO): structural constituent of ribosome; ribonucleoprotein complex binding; protein kinase activator activity
Source: RefSeq, a predicted model, not a curated record
AUGUCUGCUGAACUUGCUGUCGUCUACGCUGCUCUCAUCCUCGAGGAUGACAACAUUGAAAUCACUGCUGACAAGCUCCAAACCCUUGUUGCCGCUGCCGGUAUUGAAGUUGAACCUAUCUGGUUCUCUCUCUACGCUAAGGCUCUCGCCGGUCAAGACCUCAAGGCUCUUCUCUUGAACGUCGGUGCUCCUGGUGCUGGUCCCGCUGUUGCUGCUGGUGGUGCCGCUGCCGGUGCUGCUGCUGAUGCUCCUGCCGAAGAAGAAAAGGCUGAAGAAAAGGAAGAAUCUGAUGAUGAUAUGGGUUUCGGUCUCUUCGAUUAA